Messenger RNA from Peronospora matthiolae, 3975 nucleotides. The record is from the annotation of a GenBank genome assembly. Lineage: Eukaryota; Oomycota; Peronosporomycetes; Peronosporales; Peronosporaceae.
AUGUCCUCUGCUCAAGAUUCCGCCACCAAGAUCUCUAUCGAUAGAUUCGAUGGAGACAACUACGCGACGUGGAGCUGCUACAUGCGUGGCGUGUUUCUGACCAAGUCGACGUGGCACUUGGUCAACCGGGAGACCACCCCCACCUUCGCCGAUCCUCGCGCCAGUGAUGAGUACGUCAAGACGAACAACAUUGCGUUCGGCUUGAUGUUACUUCACAUGAGUGCGGACAAUCAUCACGUGGUUGAUGACUGCGACGAGGCAUGGGUUGCGUGGACACGGUUGAAGACUCUCUACGGCGGAUCGCAGAAGGCGGGACGGAUCUUCUUGAAGCGGCAGCUGUUCAGCAUGGAGAUGGCGGAAGGCGGCAAUGUGAUGCAUCAUUGCAAUGAAGUUCUCAACAUCAGCGCCAAGCUCAGCAGCAUCGGCGCCAAGAUGGAGGAUGAGGACGUGGCGAUCUGCUUGUUGUGCAGCCUCCCCAAGAGCUACGAGAACGUCGUGCUGAACUUGGAGAUGAGCAGCGCAGAACUGCGGACGCAAGACGUCGUGAAAGUGCUGACGAAUGAGCACAUCAAGAGACAAGGGAAAAAGACGACAUCGGUGAAAACUGAAGAAGCGACCAAGGCCUUCAGUACCGAGCGUGAGGUUCGUCAGUGUACGUUCUGCGGAAAAUUGGGGCACACGGUGGAAAAGUGCUGGACCAAGCAGAAGGAAGACAAUCGGGGAGCUCGACGCGGCGGCAAUGCACGUGGACGCGGAGCGAAUCAAGUUCAGUGGCAAGGCUACAACGGCAACAGCAACUGUGACUAUGAUCGAGUGGCGUUUGCUGUUUCGCUGGAAUGCGGACUUUCAACGACCAAGAGCAUGUCUGGAAUGUGGGCGAUUAAUAGCGGUGCAACACAUCACAUCUGCUAUGACAAGUCCAAGUUCGAAUUUCUGGACGAGCGCAAUGAAGGCGAAGUGUUGGUUGCAGAUGGGAACAAGGCUGCGAUCAACGGUGUCGGGACAAUCAUCGAAAAGGUGACCCUGUCCAACGGUGAAGAGCGCGAAGUCGAGAUCAAGAACGCGCUUUACGUCCCAAGCAUGAACAAGAACUUGCUUUCGAUACCACAAUCUAACAAAAGCGGCAAGUUUCAAGUGGUGUUUGAUGGUGACGAGAUGAAGAUUUCGCACAAAGGCUCCAAGCAAGUAAUAGUGAUGGCCGAUCUUGUGGAUGGCCUCUACUGGCUUCGUACAUCCCAACGAUCGGUGAAUGCGGCUUCAGGACCAAGAGUCGAAAACCUUCAUGCGCGUAUGGGCCACGCACCGAUUGAUGUCUUGUGCAGAAUGGUCUCCAAGGGCAUGAUCAAGGAUGCCAAGAACCCAGCAAAAUUGAGCGGAUCAAGCGUGUGUCAAGGUUGUCUAGAAGGAAAAAUGGUUCAACGACCGUUCCCGAGCAAUACAAACAAGCGCCACUACGAUCCGUUUGAGCUUCUACACAUCGACACUUGUGGUCCAAUGGAAGUCGACUCGCUAGGUGGAAGCAAGUACUUGCUACUGAUCGUCGAUGAAGGCAGCGGAUGUAUGAAGGGUGUCAGUCUGCGCGCCAAGUCCGACAGCGAAGAGUGCAUCAAGAAGUACAUCAUGGAAGUACAGACGCAGUUUUACUACAAGGUCAAGUUCGUUCGCCACGAUGGUGCACGCGAAUCUGUGGCAAAUUCGCUCAAGGCAUUUUACGAUGAUCAAGGAAUCGAGCAGCAAGUUACCGUUCCAUAUGCGCAUCAGACCAACGGCACGGCGGAACGGGCAAUUCGGACCAUUGUGACGAUCGGGCGCAGCAUGCUUCACUACGCCGAGCUGGACAAGUGUUUUUGGGCUGAAGCAGCAAUGACGGCAAUCUACAUCAAGAAUCGCCUACCAUCGCCCAAGUGCCAAGAUCAAACCCCGUUCGAGAUUGUCAACGGAUUUCGACCAAGUGUGAAGCACAUGCGGGUUUUCGGCUGCCGAACGUUUGUGCUGACCCCUGAGGAAAAGAGAUCGAAAUGGGAUCCAAAGGAUCGUAAAGGACGAUUCAUGGGGUACGAAGAAGUGUCGAAGGCAUAUCGCGUUUACGACAUUGAAGCGGACCAAGUGGUGAUAUCUCGCGAUGUCAGAUUCGACGAAUCAACGCUUGGUUUCUCGCCGAGGCUACCACAAGAAAUUGUUGAUGACACUGCGCUGGAUAUCGAAUCGAUGAACAUCAGCGAUGAGCCUCACCCUAUGGAGUUCAAGCAAACUGGAAAACGCAAAAGCCGUUCAAACAGUCAAGAACAAGUUCUACAACGGACACUUCUUGAGCGUCGUGGAACCGGGUUAGAAGAAGCAAGUGCACCGGAUGACUUUGAAACGCACCAAGCGAAGCGACGAUCAAGCGCUCGAGACAAUCUGGACGAAGAGCAAAAGGGCAGUGACGAAGAUAACGAGGAUGCUACACCUCAAGUCUUUUGGCGAGCGAGUGUCAACGCAGUCGAAGGUACUGACUUGUCUGAGCCGACAACGUUUGGAGAUGCUGUUGGUGGACCAGAUCAAGUGCAUUGGCGUAAGGCAAUCUGUGCCGAGUUGGACUCGAUGAAACUUCGUGGCGUGUUUCGAGCGACCAAACUGCCGACUGGACAGCAUACCAUUGGCACCAAGUGGGUAUUCAAGAUCAAGCGGAAAGCUGAUGGAUCCAUCGAGAAAUACAAGGCGCGCCUCGUGGCAAAAGGGUUCAAGCAGAAAUAUGGCAUCGACUACACGGAAACGUUUUCGCCGGUAGUCAAGUACGUGACGCUGCGCAUGGUGGUUGCAAUCACGAAGUACUUUGGCUGGACACUGGACCAACUGAACGUGGUGACAGCUUUCCUUUACGGACAAAUGAAGGAAAAGUUAUUCUGCGCGAUCCCAGAAGGAGUCGAAGUUGAUGAAGACUUUGACUGCUUUGAACUGGUCAAGGCGAUCUACGGACUAAAACAAGCAUCGCGCAUUACAAGUGGCGAGUGCGUGCUUUUGCUGGUAUACGUCGAUGAUGUGUUGGAGACUGGCAGCUCGACCGAACUGAUUAUGCGCACCAAGAGUGACUUGAAGGCGCGUUUCGAAAUGACCGACAGUGGGAAGUGCGCAUUCGUGUUGGGCAUCGAGCUGGUGGACAACGACAACGGUAGCGUGACGAUGUGCCAGCGACGCUACGUGGAAGAUGUUCUCAAGCGUUUUGGCAUGAGCGACUGCAAAGCCGUCACCAGCCCAACAGACAUCAGUUCUCGACUCAUACCAAGUACCGCAGCAACUAAAAUCGACGCCCCGUUUCGUGAAGCAGUAGGCGCUUUAAUGCACUUGAUGACCGCGACACGACCGGACAUUGCCUUUGCUGUGAGUUACGUUUCGCGCUUCGUGGAGAACCCCCAAGUCGAGCAUUGGAUGGCGGUCGAGCGCAUUUUGCGAUACUUACAGGGGACUAAGUCGCACGGUAUUUGUUUCAAGCCUGAUGACAAGAUAGACUUCUGUGGCUACUCGGAUGCAGACUGGGCCGGCGACCAUGCAGACCGCAAGUCGACUUCGGGAUAUGCGCUCAUCCUAAUGGGUGAUCCGGUGAGCUGGGGAAGCAAAAAGCAGUCAAGUGUGUCGCUGUCAACAAGUGAAGCUGAGUGCAUUGCAUUAAGUCUGGCUAUUCAAGAAGGCAAGUGGGUGCAUCGAUUGCUAUGCGAGAUUCUGGAUGCCGCAGAGGACAAGUCUGGACCCGAGCUCAAGAUCAUGGAAGACAACCAGUCGUGCAUCAAGAUGACGAAGAAUCCUGUGAACCAUGGUCGGGCCAAGCACAUCGACAUCAAGUACCACCACAUUCGUGAUGAAGUCAAGCGUGGUGAUGUCAAGUUGGAGUACUGUGAGACUACGAUCAUGUUGGCGGACAUCAUGACGAAGGGACUGCCAGGACCGCGUCACAAGGACUUGACGGCAGCGCUCGGCAUACACGCGUGUUCGCAUUGA